AUGGUUCUCCAAGACCUGGGGCGACGUAUAAACGCCGCCGUUAGCGAUUUGACCAGGUCAAAUACAGUUGAUGAAAAGGCACUAGAUGCCAUGAUAAAAGAAAUAUGCGCAGCUCUUCUGUCCGCCGAUGUAAACGUCCGGCUAGUUCAGCAGCUGCGCAAAUCUAUAAAAGCUGCUGUUCAGCUCCCCUCCAUACCCCCAGCAGUCAACAAGAAACGUUUAAUUCAGAAGGCCGUUUUUGAUCAACUGGUUGCGCUUGUCGAUCCACAUGCUGAGCCUUUCAAACCGAAGAAGGGCAAACCGAAUGUUAUCAUGAUGGUUGGUCUACAGGGUGCCGGAAAGACAACCACAUGUACAAAGCUAGCGAGGCACUAUCAGACCAAGGGAUUCAAGGCAGCCCUCGUUUGUGCGGAUACAUUCCGAGCCGGUGCCUUUGAUCAGCUCAAGCAGAAUGCUACAAAGGCGAAGAUUCCAUAUUACGGUAGCUUGACACAGACAGAUCCUGUGGUGGUGUCAUCAGAAGGUGUGGCGAAGUUCAAGAAGGAACGAUUUGAUAUCAUUAUAGUUGAUACCAGUGGAAGACAUCGGCAGGAGGAAGACCUGUUCGAAGAAAUGACGCAGAUUCAAGCAGCUAUAAAACCAGACCAAACUAUCAUGGUACUUGACAGUACAAUUGGUCAAGCCGCAGAGACGCAAUCAGCAGCAUUCAAGUCAGCAGCCGACUUUGGAGCAAUUAUCAUUACGAAGACAGAUGGACACGCUGCAGGCGGUGGUGCCAUUUCUGCUGUCGCUGCAACUCGGACGCCUAUUAUAUUCUUGGGAACCGGUGAACAUAUGCUUGACCUGGAGAGAUUUGCGCCACAACCGUUUGUCCAAAAACUGCUGGGAAUGGGUGAUAUGGCAAGUCUAGUAGAGCAUGUUCAAGCGGUAACAAAGGACUCUGCUGGUGCAAAGGAGACGUAUAAGCAUAUCUCGGAAGGAAUCUUUACUCUACGGGAUUUCCGCGAAAACAUCACAUCAAUCAUGAAAAUGGGGCCCCUUUCAAAAAUAUCCAGUAUGAUACCUGGUCUAUCAAAUAUAACAUCCGGCCUCGACGACGAAGACGGUUCCCUUAAGCUCCGGCGCAUGAUUUAUAUCUUCGACAGCAUGACUGCUCCAGAAUUAGACGGAGAUGGCAAGGUCUUCGUCGACCAGCCUACUAGGAUUGUCCGUCUUGCUUGUGGAAGUGGAACCACAGUCAGAGAGGUUGAAGACCUUCUUUCUCAACAUAAGAUGAUGGCCGGCAUGGCUAAGAAGGUUGGAGGACAAAAGAAGCAGAUGCAACGUGCUCAAAAUAUGCUAAAGGGCGGCAACAAGGAACAACAGAUGGCUGCUAUGCAGAAGAGGAUGGCCGCUAUGGGCGGAGCCGGAAUGCCUAAUAUGCCGGGCAUGGGAGACAUGCAGCAAAUGAUGCAAAUGCUCCAAGGAGGCGGCGCAGGUGGUGGUGGAAUGCCUGGUCUAGGGGGUAUGGACUUGCAGAGCAUGAUGAGCCAGAUGAGUGGUCUCAUGGGAGGUAUGGGAGGUAUGGGAGGCAUGGGUGGAAUGGGUGGAAUGGGCGGUGGCCGCGGAGGCAGCAGCAGACGAGGCCGAUGA
Messenger RNA from Nannizzia gypsea CBS 118893, 1632 nucleotides. RefSeq names its product signal recognition particle protein. Gene Ontology annotation, molecular function: 7S RNA binding; GTPase activity; endoplasmic reticulum signal sequence receptor activity. Gene Ontology annotation, biological process: SRP-dependent cotranslational protein targeting to membrane, translocation; SRP-dependent cotranslational protein targeting to membrane. The transcript has 2 exons. Gene Ontology annotation, cellular component: cytosol; signal recognition particle, endoplasmic reticulum targeting. Lineage: Eukaryota; Fungi; Ascomycota; Eurotiomycetes; Onygenales; Arthrodermataceae. The record is from RefSeq and is a predicted model, not a curated record. Bases 1 to 1632 code for a protein of 543 amino acids.